UGUUUCUGUGUUAUGCCAAGAAACUACAAACACGCCGUGCGGCCACAGUAUUCCUCCAUUUUUCUACCAGAUCAGCUGCAGACUGGUCGGAGAAGUUCUGGAUGGUCGUAGUUAUGUUGUCUCGAACUUGGAUAUGUUUGCUGGGUCUGGCGUUGCUCCAGCUCACGACGGUGGAGUCAUGCCGGUUCGUGGUCAGCGCUCCGAAUGUGUUCCGUGUACCGUCGGACAACGCCGUCAAUGUUUACAUCACGGGCGCUAAUGGCGCCGUGCAGGUUCGACUUAGUUUCACGGAACUGGCGGGGUUCUCCGUGACAUCUAGCAUCCAAGCCAAUACAAAAAGCGCCACGUCCAUGAAUGUCGGUCUCACGUACGACAACACACAGGCACUGGAGAAGCAGGAUAACAAUGCAACGCUGGUUGCACAUCUGUCUGGUGGCGGUUGCAACAAUAUCGAGAGGACAGUGAAGGUGAUCAUCACGUUCCGUGCCUGCAUGGUGCUGAUCCAGACCGAUAAACCCCUGUACACACCGGAUGACCCACUCGCUCACAUCCGCAUAUACCCGCUACGCCCGAAUAGUCGUCCUCUGGAUGAAGAUGUCCGCUGCUAUAUCAUGGAUGACCAAGAUGUAAUCCUUGAUGACUUUGGAGGACCCGUUGAACCUGUCAGAACUGAUGGUAAUGGAAGGGAGAUCCGCGGUAUGGCGAUUCGAACGUUUGCUCUUCGUUCUAUCUACCCACUGCCUGGCAUGUAUAAGAUCUCUUGCUUCUGUGGACUGCGAUUCUCCAGUGAAUUCUCCUCAGCUUUCCAAGUGGAUGAGUAUGUUCUGCCACAGUACAGUGCCACUAUUGUUGAUGCUGAUCAAUGUGUGACGAAGGAUCAGCAGACCGUGAGGGUUACCAUCAGAGCACAAUACACAUUUGGACGGGUGCUAUUGCAAGGACGCGCUACCAUUCGCAUAGGAAUAGUUGGACGCACUGACAUCCCAGAGAGUGUGAAUCGAUACGAUGUGGAGAGUGGGGGCGAGGACAGUUUUGACGUGGCUUUGCCAAUCUUCCCAGAUGGCAAUAGCCCCCAGAAUGGCGACGCAGUGUACAUCAAAUUGCAAGUGACUGAGGCCGGCAGCGAUAAUGCUGCGGAAGACAUCUGGACGAAGACCAAGUAUGCAGAGGAAAGCAUUAUCCCGCGGCUGGAGGAUGUGCCGACCUAUUUUCUACCCGGGGGUGCAAUUAGCUUUAAGAUAUGUAGUCAGACGUGUGCUGGUGACCCACGCAGUGGUGACGAUGUGAUAACGACAGUGUUGAAGACCGGCGGCCCUGGAGGCCAGGAGGUGAAGCGUGGGGUCACCGACGAAGCCCGAGGUGGAUGCUCACCAGUGUCUGUUUCCAUUCCACUUGACACAACUAAGGUCACUCUUGAGGGAAGAAUCGACAUGGACAACGCUCAGGCUGUGGACACGCGAGUGAUCAAUCCGUCCACUCCUUGCUCGGGAAACAUCAAAGCCACGCUGCGUCGCACAGACGGGCUGCCUACAGUCUCAAUUGGACAGAGAGUCGUCAUACAAAUGGAUGUCACUGGGAUCAACAGCCAAUCGGUAGUCAUAUUUCAGCUAACAUCGGUACUGGGCACAGUCAAGGUGAUCACGAAGGAGCAGGCCCUCAAUCAACCUGUUAUUGUUGAUUUCGAUGUCACCGCUGACAUGUCACCCGUACUAACGGUUGUGGCAUAUGUGUAUACUGUAGCCAACGGUGGUGAGUGUGUCGUUGCUACUUUGACCAUUGCCAUCGAAUUUGCCUUCCCGAAUCCUGUAAGGUUGUCCGUGAACCAUGGUGGCCUGCUGGAUUUGCGAGAGCUUGGCAGAAAUACCAAUGCUUACCAGUCGCUCUUCCAAGGCGAGGCUACGCCUGGCAGUACAGUGCGCUUUAUGGCUGUUGACGAAGCUCUGAUGAUCCUGAAGCGAGAUGCCGGACUGCCCGAUACCUUCACGCCAGAAGUGAUCCAGGAGUACAUCUCCAGCUUCUCGCCGGUUUGUCAUGGAAGCCAUGGAAAUUCGGCGGCCGAUAUGUUCCUGAACUCUGGAAUUGCGCUUGCCUCCAAUGUUCUGCGGUCAGAAUCGCGAAGCCACCUGGAAUGCCAAGUUCUGGAUAAGGACGGUCAGCGUAGGAGGCGUCAGAUUGGGGAGGAGACAUCGCUGCGGCCCACCCGUCGCUUUGAGUGUUGGAUGAAGCCUUGCACUCGUCUUCUGGAGAGAGAUAUCCGGCUGUACUGUGCAGAAAACCAACAUCAGACACUUGAUGGGAGCUGUCAGGAGACUGCGAAAGAGGCACUGGGAUAUCGAUGCACCGAUGAUGGGUACUUUGAAUCAGAGAUGUCGAACAGCACCCACUCGUGGUGUGUCAAUGCCAUUGGUGGACAAAUUCCGGACACAGUUGUAUCUGGACCACCCCUGGACUACAUGUGUUGGGAUUACGAUGAGUGUCGCUUCUAUGAUGUAUUUUCGCCGCCUCUUGACUGUGAUCUGACUUGUGAUGGACGUGGCUACCAGAGAGCCGUAAACGGUUGCAGCAUCUGUCGCUGCAAUGACUAUGCUGCCGACCUUGGUAAGUCUUGGGCUCUGCAAGGUUUGCCCUGCAACGAAAUCGCAGAAGAAACGUACUCCUUCAGAUACAACUACACAGCUGCCACUCUACGCUGUAGCUGCCACAAUGCCGUGGAGCAAGGAGCUAUUCUUGGGCACUCCUACUGCUGUCCUAUUGGUGUCAGAUCUGCAGCUCAACCCCGAGCGUUCAACUUCAACUUUGCCGCAGCUCCAGUGAAGCGGUUUGAUCCUAGCAUCAUCACGACCCGCAAGAACUUCCGGUCAACUUGGCUACUCGACGAUGAGCUUGUGUCAGAUGCAGCUGGUAAUGCUAUUCUGACACCGAAGAGUGUUCCGCAGUCACUGACGUCCUACCACAUCUUCAUGACGGCCGUACACGAUCAAAACGGAUUCGGUAUGGGAUCUGAUCUCCUGACAGUCAGUCGUCAGCUCCAGGUGACAACCACUUGCCCAAAGACUGUUCGCCUCAACGAGGACUUCAACGUGCGCUGCACAAUCAGGAACUUCUACCAGGCGUCCCGCACGGUUAAAUUGACGAUUGACAUCAGUUCUGAACUCUGCCCUGUCUCAAAUCGCGGCGAAGUCGUCAUUGGCACAUUUGAAAUGGCCGGAGAGUCAGUGCAGGCUCAGAACAUCAUUGUCAAGGCUUUGGAGCAGACCACUAACGGCCCAGCCAGGGUCAAGUGCCAGAUACUGUCUACGCAUGAAGGAGAUGCAGAUGAAAGGGAAGUCUUCGUUGAGGCUGAAGGCGAGGAGGCCCAUGCGUCUGUGAACAUUCCACUUAAUCCCGAUGGCGAUGUCAAAUGUCCGGAGGGGAUUUGCCAGAAUGGAGGAACGCCGCACGAAGGAGUCCUGUGCUGUUACUGCGAGUGCCCGCCAUCUCACACCGGACAGAACUGCACAGAGCGUGUCUUGCCUCAGCAGGGUGAACCUGUGCAUUCCGUACGUGUGACUCCGAGGAUUGUCUUCCUCGAGCGAGAGGAUGACCUAAUUUUGAAAUGCACUGCUGAGUCUCUUCUGGUAAACUCGCCUAUCGAUGACACCGCCACAUACCUCUGGGUCCGCAGGAGCGGUAGAGAGGUGCGGGGAUCCCUGGAGAAGCGCACUAGUCCAAUGCUCCGAGUGAAUUCGAUUCAAGCAUCCGAACAGGAUGACUACAUUUGUGAAGUAACAUGGAGAGGACUGAUCGCGACGGAUUCCUCUAAAGUCAUCGUCGGAUCCCACUGCCCGUACAAAGGUGCCGUCAGUGACAAUCCCUGUGCUCUCCGCUUCUUCAAGCCGGGCAACCCCAUUCCAUCACUUGUGGAAAUGGUGAGAAAUCCAGCAGCGCAGGAGGAAGAGAUCGUUGUCGACAUCUCCCCUCCCGCGACAGCUACUCCCAACUCCAUGCUGUGUAGAGUAUUAAUUCGAGGACAAUACCAGAUGCCUUUGCCUCCCUUAGACCUGCUGGAACCAAGUACUAUCCAAGACAUGGUCAGAAUGCCAACUGGCUGCGGCGAACAGAUGAUGAUGUCCUUAGCACCACUUGUAUACGCUAUGAACUACAUGGAUGACGAUGGCUUUUUAAGUGGCAAGGACGAUUUGAGAACCGACGGAAAGUACUACAUCAAUGAAGCUGUGAAGGCGAUGGGUGGGAAAAGGACUGGUAAAUGCUACUCUGUAUGGAAGGGUGGAAAGCCAAGUGUUUGGCUCGGAGCAUUCAUAGUGCGGACAAUCUGUUUGGCUAAGCGUUGGGACGUUCCCAAGGAUUUUAAGAGCUUUGUGGACUCAGUAGAUUGCAUCCUGAAACAGCAGAACGCAGAUGGAAGUUAUGUGGAAACUGCACGGGUCUAUCACAAGGACAUGACAGGAGGAACUCAACUGAAUGCCCGUUCGCCAAUGACGGCCUUUGCCCUGUUGACACUGAUUGACUGUAGCAAUGAGUAUUCCGCUUUCACUUUUGGCACGGAGAUCCAAGCCGCAGUAGGGUAUCUCAAGACGUCUUUCAAUGACGUCCUUAACGGCGAUAGUAACUUCCAGCUUGCUCUCUUGACAUAUGCGCUCAGCAAAACAGAUGAGACCGAUCUUGCCAGACAAGGUGUGGCUAAACUUCUUGAAAGAGCCACCAAAGAUGUUGUCGGCAUAUACUGGGAGCAGGCGGCUAAUGACAAAAUUCGCUAUGACGUCAGACCAAAGGCGCUAACUAUUGAGACCACUGCCUAUGUUCUGCUGGCCCUGUCGACACUUGGCAUGCGAGCGGAGGCUCAGCCGGUUGUCGAUUACCUGGCGCAGAACUACAAUCCACGCGGUGGUUUCGCAAACACUCAGGAAACUACCGUAGCGAUUCAAUCGAUGAUUGAGUUUGCCAAAAUCAACGAGGAGAGUCCCGCAACAGAUUUCUCUGUUGAAGUGCAAACUCCCACGGCCAGUGGCUACUCACGGCUCGACGACAGGAUAGUGAACAAUGAGAACUACAACAUACGGCAAACCAUUCAUAUUCCACGAGGUGACAUUCCAAGAGUUCGUCUCCUUACACGUGGAACAGGACGUGGCAUUGCACAGGUGGCAUGCGACUACCGUGUUUUGGAAACCUGUGACAAAUGUCCUUUUGUUGUGAACAUCACGCAUGUUGAAGUCCGUAAGCCGGGAAGCAACGAGAACACCUUGAGUGUUACUGUUUCUGUCACAUGGGAGCCAGAUUAUCCCUACAUAGACCAAAAUACGAUGUUCAUCGUGCACCUGGAUUUCUUCACCGGUUAUGAGAUUACUUCUGCAUCAAAGAAAACGGUGAAGGAUGUCCACGGAGUGGAAGAAGUCGAGCAGCGUAGUCAGAGUGUCGUUGUCUACAUCAAGAAUAUCCCAGCUUCGGACGAGGAACCUCUCAAUCUCAUAUUCAUUGCCACAAGAGAGGCAUCUUUCAAAGAAAUGGACUCGGUGCCGGCAGUUGUGCGAGUGUAUGAUUACUAUGACCCAGAUAAGAGAUGUGAGUUGUUCUAUGCCCGAAAGAACGAGACAACGCUGCCAGAGAGUGUGUGUACUGAAGAGAAUGCUCUAGCGCCGGGACUGGACGAUGAAGAUGGCAGCAAGGCUGGGCGCUGCGCCUGUGUCUCCAGAAAAUGUCCAGAGUGCGGCGAGGCUAUUUGCCAACUCGCAGAAUACUUUGACGGAAACUACACUGAAGUACGCCUCUGGAGAGAAAAGAAAAAUCGGGACACCCCGGAUCCGUGUGUCUUCCCGGGCAAGUCCAAGAGGCACAGGAAGCCCAUACCAUUCGUCGAUAACAUGUGCACGCUUCAUCGGGAGAUAGACAAUUGGAUUCAGGGCCUGCAGAAGUUUUCUUGCGAGGAUGUCGAUUAUGUGUACUUGGUGGUGCUGAGGGGUGUUUCCAGUACACCAGGCAGCAUGUGGUGGAAGCUCAACGUCCGCUUGAUCAAAAUCUACAAGAACGGCGCACGGAAGUUCAACAAUGGCCCCGACGGAGAGGUGAUACGCACGCCAUUGACAAUGUACGCUAGCAAAAUGUGCAGUCUAUGCAACGAUGCACUCUUCACGCAGAAGAGAAUGAAGAAACUCAGAUUCCUAAUGUUCGGCAAAGAUUCUAAUCCGCUUGUUCUGGAGAAGGGAUCUCGCAUAAUGCCCUUUCCCAAUGAGGAUUGCCAGGUGAGCUCUCGCCUGCACAACUUCCUCGAAGCCCUGAGAAACCAGGGUCUGUGCGGCUAACCUAUGGUGCAACUUCUGAACAUUUUCAUACUAGUAAUUAUUCCUCACAGCAUUGCUAUAGUUAUAUGUAUACCGGCAUCGGGAUCAUGGUAUUAGAGGUGAUUGUGCAUACUCUCUACUUUGUGUGAUUUCGGUGCUGCACACAUUUCCACUUGAUCUACACCUUCUGCUGCUACUGCUACGACUGCAAGGCGUUAUAGCAUCAUUCUUCCACACUCCAGCUUUCCAUGACCAUGCAUGCACGGUGUUCUCCUGGGUGCUCUCAGUUAACUGAGUGCGCCAAGCGAUUGCUCAAUCACUUGCUUUCUCUCCAGUCAGAUUUGGAUUAACAAUAACCAUUGGCUCUCGUCUUUGAA
Messenger RNA from Sycon ciliatum, 6652 nucleotides. RefSeq names its product complement C3-like. The record is from RefSeq and is a predicted model, not a curated record. NCBI's taxonomy places the organism in Eukaryota, Metazoa, Porifera, Calcarea, Leucosolenida, Sycettidae. The coding region runs from base 102 to 6296 and encodes 2064 amino acids. Gene Ontology annotation, molecular function: protein binding; endopeptidase inhibitor activity. Gene Ontology annotation, cellular component: extracellular region. The transcript is spliced from 50 exons.